AUGCAAGUUAAACAUGAACCAGCGCAUGAGCAUGGAGAUGAGACCAUCAUUCUGAACUUUUGCCUCAUAGUUAAGCGGGGAAGUCGACAAAUGGCUCCACAUACCGGACCGGAACAGCAAAUAAGGUUGCGUGAAGAUAUCGGGGACGACAAUGGUGCAGAAACCGAGCGUGGCACAAGAGCUACGGCUUCUUAUGUUGGCGGUUGUGCCGUCGGUGCGACAGUAACAGGCUUCCUCCCACAGCUUCAGACACUCUCAAAAAAUCCUAAACAAAAUAUAAAAUAA
Paracoccidioides brasiliensis Pb18 is the source of this 285-nucleotide messenger RNA. RefSeq lists its product as uncharacterized. The transcript has a single exon. The coding region runs from base 1 to 285 and encodes 94 amino acids. The record is from RefSeq and is a predicted model, not a curated record.